Cebus imitator (Panamanian white-faced capuchin) is the source of this 4059-nucleotide messenger RNA. Its product is annotated as up-regulator of cell proliferation. Lineage: Eukaryota; Metazoa; Chordata; Mammalia; Primates; Cebidae. The transcript has 6 exons. The coding region runs from base 495 to 3290 and encodes 931 amino acids. The record is from RefSeq and is a predicted model, not a curated record. Gene Ontology annotation, molecular function: GTP binding.
ACAGUAAGUACAGUCUCAGAGAGGCCAGCAACUGUCCAACACAACACUGCAAGUAAGAAGAAGGAAAGUUAUUGUUUUGCUUAAUAAUAACGCCUUACGCUUCAGGGCUAAAGAAAAGGCUUGUCUUACAGAAAUUAAACUCCAAUCACAGAGAGGUGUGGACUUCAGUAAGGCCCUGGGGCUGUUUUGUGGCCCGAGGGCAGGUUAUCCUGCAGCUUUGGCACCGCCCGGCGAGUUCCGGCCUCCGGGCACCUGGGCAGGUGGGCGUUGGGCGGGCUCCGGGCUGCGGGCGGACCUGGGCCGCCCCGCCCCCACCCCGCCCCGGCCACCCCCGGGCUGCUCCGAGGGGACCCCGGGCCCACCACACCCCACCUCCAUCCCUGGAGCGCGUCCCGGAGCGGGCGGGCGGCCGGCGGGCCAGGCCCCUCCCCGGCGCCGAGCCGCGGCCGCGCGGAGGAAGCGGAGGAGGCGGGAGCGAAGACCUCGCUGCGCUCAUGGCGUCGCCCGGGAUAGAAGUGGAAUUACUGGGCAAAGGGCAUUCAGAUUUGGGAGAAGUAGCCCCAGAAAUAAAAGCAUCAGAGAGACGGACAGCUGUGGCCAUUGCAGAUUUGGAAUGGAGAGAAAUGGAAGGAGAUGAUUGCGAGUUCCGUUAUGGAGAUGGUGCAAAUGAGGCUCAGGACAAUGAUUUUCCAACAGUGGAGAGAAGCAGGUUUCAAGAAAUGCUGUCACUUUUGGGCCUAGAGACGUACCAGGUCCAGAAACUCAGUCUCCAGGACUCUCUACAGAUCAGUUUUGACAGCAUGAAGAACUGGGCCCCUCAGGUUCCCAAAGACUUGCCCUGGAAUUUCCUCAGGAAGCUGCAGGCCCUCAAUGCUGAUGCCAGGAAUACCACCAUGGUGCUGGACGUGCUCCCAGAUGCCAGGCCUGUGGAGAAGGAGAGCCAGAUGGAAGAGGAAAUCAUCUACUGGGACCCCGCUGAUGACCUUGCUGCUGACAUUUAUUCAUUUUCUGAGCUGCCCACCCCGGACACGCCAGUGAACCCCUUAGACCUUCUCUGUGCCCUGCUGCUCUCCUCAGACAGUUUCCUGCAACAAGAAAUACUGUUGAAAAUGGGUCUCUGCCAGUUUGCACUCCCGCUCGUGUUGCCUGACUCAGAGAACCACUACCAUACAUUUCUGCUGUGGGCCAUGCGGGGCAUUGUGAGGACAUGGUGGUCCCAGCCCCCAAGGGGCGUGGGGAGCUUCCGGGAAGACAACGUGGUCUUGUCCAGGGCGCCCGCCUUCGCCUUCGUGCGCAUGGAUGUCAGUAGCAACUCCAAGUCUCAGCUUCUCAACGCCGUCCUCAGCCCAGGCCACAGGCAGUGGGACUGCUUCUGGCAUCGGGACCUCAACUUGGGUACCAAUGCCCGGGAGAUUUCGGAUGGGUUGGUAGAAAUUUCCUGGUUUUUUCCCAGCGGAAGGGAGGACCUGGACAUUUUCCCAGAACCUGUGGCCUUUCUGAACCUGAGAGGUGACAUCGGGUCUCACUGGCUGCAGUUUAAGCUCUUGACAGAAAUCUCCUCCGCCGUGUUCAUAUUGACUGACAAUAUCAGUAAGAAGGAAUACAAAUUGCUGUACUCCAUGAAGGAGUCAACCACAAAAUACUACUUCAUCCUGAGUCCCUACCGUGGGAAACGUAACACAAACCUGAGAUUUCUGAAUAAGUUAAUUCCUGUGCUGAAAAUAGACCACUCGCAUGUCCUGGUGAAGGUCAGCAGCACCGACAGCGACAGCUUCGUGAAGAGGAUCCGGGCCAUCGUCGGGAAUGUGCUGCGGGCACCCUGCAGGCGGGUGUCUGUGGAGGACAUGGCACACGCAGCCCGCAAGCUGGGCCUAAAGGUCGACGAGGACUGUGAGGAGUGUCAGAAGGCGAAAGACCGGAUGGAGAGGAUUACCAGGAAAAUCAAGGACUCGGAUGCCUACCGAAGGGAUGAGCUGAGGCUGCAGGGGGACCCCUGGAGAAAGGCAGCCCAAGUGGAGAAGGAGUUCUGCCAGCUCCAGUGGGCCGUGGACCCCCCCGAGAAACACAGGGCUGAGCUGAGGCGGCGGCUGCUAGAACUUCGAAUGCAGCAGAACGGCCACGAUCCCUCCUCGGGGGUGCAGGAGUUCAUCUCGGGGGUCAGCAGCCCCUCCCUGAGUGAGAAGCAGUACUUCCUGAGGUGGAUGGAGUGGGGCUUGGCGCGGGUGGCCCAGCCAAGACUGAGACAGCCUCCGGAGACGCUUCUCACCCUGAGACCAAAGCACGGGGGCCCCACAGACUUGGGGGAGCCGCUCUGGCCUGAGCCCCUGGGGGUGGAACACUUCCUGCGGGAGAUGGGACAGUUUUAUGAGGCCGAGAGCUGCCUUGUGGAGGCAGGAAGGCUGCCGGCAGGCCAGAGGCGUUUUGCCCACUUCCCCGGCUUGGCCUCGGAGCUGCUGCUGACAGGGCUGCCUCUGGAGCUGAUCGAUGGGAGCACCCUGAGCAUGCCUGUCCGCUGGGUCACGGGGCUCCUGAAGGAGCUGCACAUCCGACUGGAGAGACGCUCAAGGCUGGUGGUCCUGUCAGCCCUUGGGGUGCCGUGCACAGGCAAGUCCACGCUCCUCAACACCAUGUUUGGGCUGCGGUUUGCCACAGGGAAGAGCUGCGGUCCUCGGGGAGCCUUCAUGCAGCUCAUCACAGUGGCCGAGGGCUUCAGCCAGGACCUGGGCUGUGACCACAUCCUGGUGAUAGACUCCGGGGGGUUGAUAGGUGGGGCCUUGACCUCAGCUGGGGACAGGUUUGAGCUGGAGGCUUCCUUGGCCACUCUGCUCAUGGGGCUGAGCAACGUCACCGUGAUCAGCUUAGCUGAAACCAAGGACAUUCCAGCAGCUAUUCUGCAUGCAUUUCUGAGGCUGGAAAAAACAGGGCACAUGCCCAACUACCAGUUUGUAUACCAGAACCUUCAUGAUGUAUCUGUUCCUGGCCCCAGGCCAAGAGACAAGAGACAGCUCCUGGAUCCACCUGGUGACCUGAGCAGAGCUGCAGCCCAGAUGGAGAAACAGGGUGACGGCUUCCGGGCACUGGCAGGCCUGGCCUUCUGCGAUCCUGAGAAGCAGCAUAUCUGGCACAUCCCUGGCCUGUGGCACGGAGCACCUCCCAUGGCCGCGGUGAGCUUGGCCUACAGUGAAGCCAUAUUUGAAUUGAAGAGAUGUCUACUCGAAAACAUCAGGAACGGCCUCUCCAACCAAAACAAAAACAUCCAGCAGCUCAUUGAGCUGGUGAGACGGCUGUGAGUGUGCAGAGAAACCCGGGUCAGGUGUAGGAGGCUGCUGUCUGAUGGGGCAGCCCUGUCUGAUGGGGCAUCCAUGUGGGGCUGUGCCCUGGUGCCUGAGAAUGGCCGGUGCCCAAUCGACAUGAGAAGACAAGCAAAAGACAGAGGGUUUGGGGUCUCCUCAACAGCGUUCAGAGAGGAGGUGACCUCACAGACCAGCUCAGACGUGUUACCAGGAAUAUAACAGCGCCCAGGGUAGGGAGACAAGCAGAAGUUUGUUCUGUCUCAGCUCCUGUCAAGGAUCCCGUGGGGUGGGCCCUCUGUACAGCUGCUCUCUGUCACUGGCCCCUGGAGUGGGAGCAGCGUCCUGAGUCACUACAGGCCCAGGCAGGCAGGUGGUCCCAGGACAGAGGUGGGGAAGUUGUCCUGAGAAAGCAGAGGCAGGCCUUGCUCCAGCUCAACCCAAGGGCCUCCAGUGGACCAGCAUUCGAGAUGUAAGUGCUGGUGGUGUGCAAGGCACUCCCAUGGCACCGUAUUUAUUGACUGAUCUGUGAAGGCUUCCCUGACCCCUGCCCAGGAAGAGUUCAUUGGUCGCCCUGUUGUGCCCCACAGCACUUUGUUAUACCUCUGCCACACACUUCACGCAGUGCGUUGUAACUCAUGUGUUUACAUGUGUGUCCCCCAGACUGUGAGCUCCUUGAGGGCAGGGACUGUACAUUCUCCAGCUCUGUGUCCCCAGGGCCUGGCACAUUGUAGACGCUUAAUAAAUGUCUGUUGAAUGAAUGAAUGCA